Chrysochloris asiatica (Cape golden mole) is the source of this 3381-nucleotide messenger RNA. RefSeq names its product histone deacetylase 6 (gene HDAC6). The transcript has 29 exons. The coding region runs from base 46 to 3381 and encodes 1111 amino acids. NCBI's taxonomy places the organism in Eukaryota, Metazoa, Chordata, Mammalia, Afrosoricida, Chrysochloridae. Gene Ontology annotation, molecular function: histone deacetylase activity; zinc ion binding. Gene Ontology annotation, biological process: chromatin organization. Gene Ontology annotation, cellular component: histone deacetylase complex. The record is from RefSeq and is a predicted model, not a curated record.
CUCGCAAAGUGGAAGGACCGUGUCAGGGGCUCAGUUCCCCCGACCAUGACGUCCACUGGUCAGGAUGCCACCACCACCAGACAGCGAAGGAGUAGACACAACCCCCACUCGCCCCCCCACAACUCCAGCAUCACCUCGAAGCGAGGCAAUAAGAAAGGUGCCAUACCCCGCUCCAGCCCGAGUCUGGCAGAGGUAAAGAAGAAAGGCAGAAUGAAGAAGCUCAGAGAAGCAGCAGAACAGGACCUAAUCAUGGGACUGCAAAAGCUGGAUCUGAACCUUGAGGCCAAUGCACUGUCUGGCACAGGUUUGGUGUUUGAUGAGAAGCUCAAUGAAUUCCACUGCCUCUGGGAUGACAGCUUCCCUGAAAGCCCUGCGCGGCUCCAUGCCAUCAAGGAGCAGCUGACCAAGGAGGGCCUUCUGGAUCGUUGUAUCUCCUUUCCGGCCCGGUUUGCCAAAAAGGAAGAGCUGAAGCUGGUUCACAGUCUGGAAUACAUUAAUCUGAUGGAGAAGACCCAGCACAUGACUGAGGCAGAACUCCACACCUUAGCAGACACCUAUGACUCCGUUUAUUUGCAUCCAAACUCAUACAGCUGUGCUUGCCUGGCCUCGGGCUCUGUCCUCAGGCUCGUGGAUGCGGUCUUGGGGGCGGAGGUCCGGAAUGGCAUGGCCAUCAUCAGACCUCCUGGACAUCACGCUCAGCACAGUCUUAUGGAUGGGUAUUGCAUGUUCAACCAUGUGGCCGUGGCUGCCAGAUAUGCUCAGCACAAGCAUGAUAUUCACAGAGUUCUUAUCGUGGAUUGGGAUGUGCACCAUGGUCAAGGAACUCAGUUCACCUUUGAGCAGGACCCCAGUAUCUUGUAUUUUUCCAUCCACCGCUAUCAGCAGAGCCAGUUCUGGCCUCACCUUAAGGCCUCUAACUGGUCUGCCACAGGCUUCGGCCGAGGCCAGGGAUACAACAUCAAUGUGCCUUGGAACCAGGUGGGGAUGCGGGAUGCCGACUACAUUGCUGCUUUCCUGCACAUCCUGCUGCCAGUCGCUCUUGAGUUCCAUCCCCAGCUGAUCCUAGUGGCUGCUGGAUAUGAUGCCCUCCAAGGGGACCCCAAGGGAGAGAUGGCUGCCACUCCAGCAGGGUUCAGUCACCUGACCCACCUGCUCAUGGGUUUAGCAGGAGGCAAGCUGAUCCUGUGUCUGGAGGGUGGCUACAACUGUCAGGCCCUUGCUGAGGGUGUCAGUGCCUCACUCCACACACUUUUGGGAGACCCUUGUCCCAUGCUGGUGGCCCCUUGUGCCCCAUGUUUGAGUGCCCGAACUUCGAUCUCCUGCACUCUGGUAGCCCUUGAGCCCUUCUGGGAGGUCCUUGUGCGAUCUGCUGAGACCUUUGAGGACGACAAGAUGGAGAAGGACAAGGAGGCGGGGCCCUUGGAGCCCUCUACACCCAGAAUCCUAACCUGGCCGGUGACUCAUGCUCGCACAGGGCUGGUCUAUGACCACCGAAUGAUGAGUCACUACAACAUAUGGGACACCCACCACCCUGAGAUGCCCCAGCGCCUCUCACGAAUUGUGCGCCAUCUGGAGGAGCUGGGCCUCAUUGGGCGCUGCCUUAUCCUGUCUGCACGCCCCGCCACAGAUGCUGAGCUGCUUACUUGUCACAGUGCUGAGUACGUGGCUCGUCUGCGGGCCACAGCGAGCAUGAAACCCCGCGAGCUACACCGUGAGGGUGCCAACUUUGACUCCAUCUACAUCUGCCCCAGCACCUUCUCCUGUGCUCAGCUUGCCACUGGUGCUGUGUGCCGCCUAGUAGAGGCUGUACUCCAUGGAGAGGUACUAAAUGGUACUGCAGUGGUGCGCCCCCCAGGACACCACGCAGAAUGGAAUGCAGCUUGUGGUUUCUGCUUUUUCAACUCAGUAGCUGUGGCUGCUCGCCAUGCCCAGACCAUCAGUGGGCAUGCCCUGCGGAUCCUGAUUGUGGAUUGGGACAUCCAUCAUGGUAAUGGAACUCAGCACAUGUUUGAGGAUGACCCCAGCGUGCUCUACAUAUCCCUUCACCGCUACGAUCAUGGCACCUUCUUCCCUAUGGGGAAUGAGGGUGCCAGUAGCCAGACUGGCCAUGGCCCUGGCAUGGGCUACACUGUCAAUGUGGCCUGGAAUGGGCCCCGCAUAGGUGACUCUGACUACCUGGCUGCCUGGCAUCGCCUGGUGCUUCCCAUUGCCUAUGAGUUUAACCCCGAACUGGUGCUGGUCUCUGCUGGCUUUGACGCCGCACGGGGAGACCCCUUGGGGGGUUGCCAGGUGUCACCUGAGGGCUAUGCUCACCUCACCCACCUACUGAUGGGCCUUGCCAACGGCCGCAUUAUCCUCAUCCUAGAGGGUGGCUAUAACCUGACAUCUAUCUCAGAGUCCAUGGCUGCCUGCACGCGCAUCCUCCUUGGAGACACGCCACCUCUGAUGGCCCCUCUGCGACCCCCGUUAUCAAGGGCUCUGGCCUCAAUCUCUGAGACCAUCCAUGCCCAUCGCAGAUACUGGAGUAGCUUGCAGAUCAAAAAGGUAGAGAAUGAUGAGCCAGCCACCAAGGAGGAGUUUCAACAAGCCAGUCCUGGGUCAGCCAAGGGGAAGGCCACACCAAAAGAUAACAUUCUAGAAGGCACGGGGAAGGUUAUAUUAGCAUCUGUGGAAGAGUCUUCUCCAGGCCAUGUUAAAUCAGAGACACCUAUGGUGGAACCCACUCGAGACCAAUCCUUGGAGGCAGCUGCUAACAGGUCAACGCUGGACCAGACAACCUCAGAGGGGACAGUGGGGGACACCAAGUUAGCUUCGUGCAAUGACAAGCAGACCCCUGUAUCCUCACCUUUCCCGGGGACCAUGCCUCAUACAUCCCCCAGUAACCUGAUUGGGAGUCUUAAGACCAUGGUACUGAGUGAAAAGACUGAGGAAGCCCCAGAUUCUCAGACCCCAGAUGAGGAGAAGCUACUAGGAGAAGCAGCAGGAGGUCAGGACCUGGCUGAUUCCAUGUGGACGGGUUUUAGGGACAGUGACGAGGCCGAAUUCUAUGCUGUGACACCACUGCCCUGGUGUCCCCAUUUGAUGGCAAUAUGCCCCACACCUGCAACAGGUCUAGAUAUGACGCAACCCUGUGGGGACUGUGGAAGCCUGCAGGAGAAUUGGGUGUGUCUGUCUUGCUAUCAGGUCGGCUGUAGUCGUUACGUCAAUGCCCACAUGAUCCGACACCAUGAAGUCUCAGGACACCCAUUAGUCCUCAGCUUCAUCGACUUAUCUACCUGGUGUUACCACUGUCAGGCCUAUGUUCACCACCAGGCUCUCCUAGGUGUGAAGAAUAUAGCCCACAAGAACAAGUUUGGGGAAGACAUGCCUCAGCCACACUAA